CGGCCCUCGGCGUGCCAGAAAUACCCUUAUCAGAAACGGAGCAUGCAAAUAGGAGAGGCGAGCGGGAUCACCAGGCACAAUAGGAGAGGCGGGGGUGGCAGCUAGCCGCUCCUGAGCUGCGCUUAUCCGAGGAACAACCUGAGAAAAAGAAGCUAGAAGGAACUGGGGCGGACUGAAAGGGCUGUAGCUGGCCGGGUUGUUGAAAUGGCAAGUUGGGACUGAUCUGAGGAGACGCGGGUCCGGCAGGUGUUCCUCCAUGAGGAGCCGCCAACCUGGAAGAGAAGGCGGCGAAGGCGGCGGACUCCGGCGAUGACCCAGCUAAGCGAGGUCCCGACUUACACACCUGCCAAUACUGUUCCUAUGGACAGUAAUAUAGUGGCCAUUAUUAUAGCUACCACAGUCUCUUCCUCUGUGUUCAUCGUGGCCAUUUUGGUGCUGCUGCUCCUGCUGUACCACCGGGACCCUCUGUGCUGCCAAUUUCUGUGCUCUUGCAGACUCUUCCAGAGCCCUAGUCAGUAUGAAUGUCCUCCUCCUUACUUCAGCAGCAAUCAGCGACUGGUGGGACCCCAGUCUGGAGCACAGCGGCUGGAAACAAGCGCUGCUGAAAACCCUGGUGUCCAGGGAGAUGAAUUAUUCUGUGUUGGAAGCCCCAGUAGCUAUCAGCUUCCACCAUGGGAACAGCCUCACCUACCAAGCUAUGAGAGUGUACGAAAAAAGGAUCGGCAACGGGAGAUCCACCAGAUGAUUGCUGAAAGAUUUGGCUUAUGGGCAGAAAUCUCUCAAGAGUUACCGCCCCCUUAUGAACAGGCCCUGAGGUAUCCUGCCGCACGAACUGGAACAGGCGAGUUGUCAUCAGCAGGGCAGAGCUUGCCGGAUAUGCUGCAGGCUUCUCCCACUUGCCAGACUCAAAGGAACACUUCGGUGUAGGCUGGGAAUCAGCCCUCCAGUCUCCCAUGGCACAGACUGGGCAACGCUUUCAUUUCUGCAGGGCAGCCGGCCAAACCUUGAUGCCAAGGAAGCGGAAUGAAACUCUCCAGCACUGUUGCAAAGCAAGCCAUGCUCCCCUCCCCUGCCCUACAACAGUUACAGCUUUGGGACUGCUGUUUAGGACUAAUCCCUAAAGACAAAAAGUUACACGUUCUAAUGGAACAAAUUGCCGUGGGGAAGUUCUGAUCAGCUUCUCUCUUCCUCUUUUUUACACAUCCUAACCUGAAGAAGCUUCACCAAGAACAAGCUAGAGCAGUGUUUUUCAACCUUGGCAACUUUAAGAUGUGUGGACUUCAACUCCCAGAAUUCCCCAGCCAGCAUGGGUGGCUAGGAAAUUCUGGGAGUUGAAGUCCAAACAU
Messenger RNA from Candoia aspera, 1346 nucleotides. RefSeq lists its product as uncharacterized. Lineage: Eukaryota; Metazoa; Chordata; Lepidosauria; Squamata; Candoiidae. The record is from RefSeq and is a predicted model, not a curated record. Bases 310 to 927 code for a protein of 205 amino acids. The transcript is spliced from 5 exons.